UGUAGUGGAGAGGCAGCGUCAUAAAGUUACCAUGCUAAGGCCGUCACAACAUUUACACCGUCACAACCUGCCUGUCUCCCUGACUUACACUGCUCAUACCUAGUCUCAAGCAUUUCCAGUAAAUAUUUGUUUAGACUGACAUUCACUGUGUGUGAAUGACAUGUUGAUUCAAUGUUUCGGUUAGCCGCCUCCUUCUUACCAGACCGAGCUAUCCAGUCUCUCACUGCUGCAUAUUUCCGAGCCAGCGCUUGGUACAACAUUGGUGGGGAUAAAUUUCACAGUUCUCAGUCAUCUGUUGAUCACACUACAAUGAAAAUUAAAAUUUUACCAGCACUCUCCGAUAACUACAUGUACCUGUUGAUGGAUGAACAUAGCAAGGAAGCAGCUAUAGUUGACCCUGUAGAACCCAAGACUGUGUUAGCAGCUGUUGAAGAAGCUGGAGCUACCCUUACUACAGUUCUCACAACUCACCACCACUGGGAUCAUGCUGGAGGAAAUAAGGAAUUGGUUGAGCUAUUUGGGAAACCUCUCAAGGUAGUAGGUGGUGAUGACCGUAUUGGUGCACUCACCCAGAAAGUGAGUCACGGUGAUUCCUUCACUGUUGGCUCCCUAAAGAUUGAGUGCCUUUUCACACCAUGUCACACUCAGGGACACAUUUGUUAUAACAUUACUUCUGAUGACCCACAACACAAACCUGCAGUAUUCACAGGAGAUACUCUGUUCCUUGGAGGAUGUGGCAAGUUUUUUGAGGGUAAUGCUGCCGAGAUGCAUAAAGCUUUGAUUGAGAUACUUGGCACUUUACCUGACCACACAUAUGUUUACUGUGGACAUGAGUAUGCCCUGCAAAAUCUUAAGUUCGGUUCACAUGUAGAACCAAAUAAUGCUGCAAUACUUGAGAAAAAAGCUUGGGUUCAGAAACGACGUGAUGAGGGCCUACCAUCUGUCCCUUCUACUAUAGGAGAAGAGAAGCAGAUUAAUCCCUUCAUGAGAGUAGCAGAAGCUUCAGUCCAGCAACACGCUAACACUUCUGACCCAGUAGCAACCAUGGCUGCCAUUAGAGCAGAAAAAGAUAACUGGAAGCCACCUAAGCUUUAACGAAGAGAUGUUGCUUCUCUGCUGGCAGUGGUAAAUUGUAGUUUGCCAGCUCUGUUGUGAAUAUUUUACUCAUAAGGAAUUUAGAUUAUUAUAAUCAUAAGCAAGUGCAAUAUGCCAUUUUAUUGAAAGCAGCUUUUUCAUGGUUUCUCAGUUCUGCUAUUUGGCUCUUGGCUUUCUAAUUUGUAAUAUUUUAUAUUGAUCACUUCAGAGUAAUAUGGGUGCACUUGCCUGCAAGUUAGUUGCCUCUUUUGUAAAGCUUCAACACCCUUAAAUAUUAGUUAAGAAUAUUGUUAGUUUGGUCGUUAAGUUGAACAAGAUUGUAUCGUUUCUGGAGAAACACUAAAGCCAUAGGGGGGUCAUAAAGUAAGUGGGGAAAUGGCUAACAGAUUUGAUCUGAAGAAGUGGAGAGUAAUUCCAGUUCUCUGGAUCAAGUGCUCUUGGCAAUUUGCCCUACAAGGGAAAUGCCUUAAUGAAAGAGUAGGUUACACUCUAUAAACCCUUCAGAUUCAUAAAACAAAUUACUUGCAAUGUAGAUUGGUUAAACUAGUGUUGGAAUAAUUUAUAACACUUCUGCUAGCCAAGGAGUUGCAGGCACUUAGUAUCUUAAAAUGAUUUAGUAGUCAGUCUGCAAUUUUCAGUUAUUUACAUAACCCCCACAUUGUUGUAUGACCCUUAUGGGUUUAGUGCUUAAUUAUAAUGACCUAACCUCUCAAGGAAGGUUCCUUGAUGCCAAUGAGAAGCAUAUGCUCCAAGAAACUGGAUAACCUUCCCUUCCCUGGACUGAACCUGAUUACUUUCCAUGCCCCCCAGGUGCUGAAUGUUUAGUGCUCCCCCAUGAAUGUAUAAAUAUUUACAUAAUGUUUUGAGUACUGGAAUUAGUUUUAAGAUUUUAUGCUAGUGAUGUCAGACCUGGUUGUAUCUAUGGAAUUAAAUGAAAUAAAAUAC
Molecule: messenger RNA, 2040 nt
Organism: Cherax quadricarinatus
Lineage: Eukaryota; Metazoa; Arthropoda; Malacostraca; Decapoda; Parastacidae
Gene: tzn
Product: tenzing norgay
Molecular function (GO): hydroxyacylglutathione hydrolase activity
Source: RefSeq, a predicted model, not a curated record